Messenger RNA from Penicillium olsonii, 4155 nucleotides. Lineage: Eukaryota; Fungi; Ascomycota; Eurotiomycetes; Eurotiales; Aspergillaceae. The record is from the annotation of a GenBank genome assembly.
AUGCUUCGACCUCUGGUUGGGCUUUUGUGUUUCCUGGUCUUGCUUGGAUGGCUGCCUGCCACAUCUACCUCUCAACAUAUUCAUUACAACCAUGAUCAUCUAGACAAACGGCGCAAUAUUACAGAGAGUCAUGGAACUACAACAUCCGCCGAAGGUAUAGUACAAGAGGCUCUGAAGGCUUUGAGAAUAGCCAACAAGCUUCGAGUGGAAAAUCCACAGCCCAAUAAAUACGAGCUCCAGGGUACUGGUUUUGAACAGAGAAAAACAUCUUCUGUUCCACUUUCAGAUUAUUUGGAUUCUACAAAAGAUGCCUUACUUGGUCAGCUACGCAAGAGUGGAUCAACUAACGGCUCGAUCUCCCGGGAAUCGAGUCCAAAGUACGGCUACACCCUAUCCCCUGCUCUCAUAAGUGCCGCCAAAGAGGUUGCCGAGUCCGAGAAGCCAAGUGAUUGGGAUGUCGAUUACGCCUCGAUUGCUGCCAAAAUCAAGGCUAAAUGGAGCCAGGGUAGCAACGACACAAAUGCAAUGGCCCAGAAGUUAUUUCGGCCCAAUGGCUUGGAAGGAUAUGCUCAUUCCGAGCAACCCGAGGGGAUCCAAUCCCAGGUUCAUCAAGAGAAGGGCAAAAGGGACUCUCCCCAUUGGAUGGCGAGCAUGGAACAGAAUGGGGCAAGUCCUUUCGCAGAGAAGGGUUACCAGGUUUGGAGAAACGUCCUCGAUUAUGGGGCUAAAGGCGAUGGAGUUACUGAUGAUACGGCGGCUAUCAAUCGAGCUAUAUCCGAUGGCAAUCGCUGCGGUGCCAAUUGCAAAUCUAGUACCAUCUAUCCGGCUGUGGUCUGGUUUCCCCCAGGUACCUAUCUCGUUAGCAGCCCGGUCAUUCAAUUUUACAACACGCAGUUGUUGGGAGACCCCACGAGCCUCCCCACCAUCUUGGCUGCUUCAAGCUUUGUUGGUCUUGGUGUGAUUACCUCGGAUGUCUACGUCGGAGACUCGGAAGGAUGGUAUCUCAACACAAACAACUUCUUGCGGAGCGUCAAAAAUUUCAAGAUGGACAUCACGCGUACAGACCAAUCAGCAUAUGUUUGUGCAAUUCAUUGGCAGGUCGCUCAAGGUACUUCCCUGGAGAACAUUGAAAUUUAUAUGGUGCAGCACGCCAAGGGAAACACUCAACAGGGAAUCUAUAUGGAGAACGGCAGUGGUGGCUUUCUAGCUGAUCUUACAUUCGUGGGAGGCAACUUUGGAGCAUACUUUGGAAACCAACAGUUUACCACGAGCCACUUGGUGUUUGUGAAUUGCAAGACUGCUCUUCAAAUUCACUGGGAUUGGGCAUGGACGAUGCAAGAUGUAGUAAUCGAGUCCUGCGAAACUGGAAUGCUUGUCACCGGUGGUGCGGGUGGAAGCCUCAGUACUGGCCAGCCACUUGGUUCACUCAUCUUGGUAGAUGCAAUCAUCGCCAACACACCAACUGGUAUUGUCACCUCGUUGCUCGCUGAUAUUUCAACCUCGUUACUUCUGCAAAACGUUGGAUUCUUCAACGUCAAGAAUUCCAUCACCGACAAUGUUCUUUCCAAGGUUCUCCUUGCAGGUGGAGACGAGGUCAAGCUCGAUAACUGGGCCUUUGGCCGGGUUAUGAAUGCCCAUGGAGAGAGCUCUUUCAUAGAUGGGGCCGCCAUUCCUACCAUGGACAGAGUGGAAUCUCUUCUAUCUACGGAGUUGGCGUACGUGAGGCCCAACUUUUAUACCCGCCGUCGUCCCAAGUAUACCGAUAUAGGCCAGAGCCAAAUUAUCAACCUGAAAUCUGCAGGUGCUAAAGGCGAUGGUGUGACAGAUGAUACCACAGCAUUGAACAGCAUCUUUUCCGCAGCUGCAAAUAUGUCGUCUAUCGUUUUUGUCCCAUUCGGGAUUUAUAGAGUGACCGACACCAUCAAAAUUCCUGUUGGAUCCCGAGUAAUAGGACAAGCCUGGCCACAGAUCAUGGGAGAAGGGAAAAGGUUUUCAAACCAGUUGGCUCGACGACCCGUUGUUCAGGUUGGAGAACCGGAUGAAUCAGGUGUAGUGGAAAUCCAGGACAUGAUGUUUACCGUGAAAAGUGCUACUGCAGGUGCCGUCCUGCUUCAAUGGAACGUUCAUGAGAUCACAAGAGGCUCAGCUGGACUUUGGGACUCUCAUUUCCGUGUCGGCGGAGCUAAGGGAUCCGGACUACAGGCAAGCGAUUGCCCUAAAGAUGGCGGCAUUAAUAUGAAUUGUAUUGCAGCCUCUGCUCUUCUUCAUAUCACUCCAACGGCAUCGGCCUACAUCGAGAAUUCCUGGGCUUGGGUUGCAGAUCAUGACUUGGAUGCAGAAAACGAAGCGCAAAUUGAUAUUUUCUCUGGUCGCGGAAUCCUCAUUGAAAGUCAAGGUCCAACCUGGCUUUAUGGCACUGCUUCAGAGCACAAUGUUCUCUAUCAGUACCAGUUGUCUCAAGCCAAGAGCGUGGUUAUGGGUAUGAUUCAAACCGAAUCUCCAUACUUCCAAGUGCAUCCGCAUGCGCCUUUGCCUAUUGUCGCGGGCGGCUUUGCAAACGACCCCUUCUUUGACGAAUGCGAAUCCUCUACAUCUGAUGGGUGUGCAGUAUCAUGGGCUAUGCGGAUUAUGGACUCGUCGAGUAUUUACAUUCUGGGGGCAGGACUGUACAGUUGGUUCUCGAAAUACUCCAAAGCAUGUCUUGACACAGAAGACUGUCAAAAUCGGGCCUUUGAGGUCGAGGAAAGCCAAGAUCUCUGGAUUUAUAACCUGGUCACGAAGGCAAUCGUUGAAAUGAUCAGUCCUUCAAACGAGAAGCCAACCCUAGCCAAAGAUAACAAAAAUGGGUUCAUGUCCUCGAUUCUUGCCUGGCUGAAGGGAUCAAGCAGCACUACCGGAAAACGCGUAUUCCCUGGGUUCACGAUAUAUCAAGCCGACGAAAUUCCGUUGACGUUUUCUGAUGCAUGUACCACUGCUCUCACCGCUACCGUUAAGUGUGAUCUCACUGUUUUCCGGUUCGGGGAGCCCAGAUACUACGGAUCUCUGGGAAAUGAUACUUUGACCGAUCUAGUGUGUGAUCCAAGUUGUGGUAACUCCCUGGCAAGCUGGUUCACAAACGCUGAAGCAAACUGUGGAGGAGCCACUAUUUUCGAUUACCCAGCUACAAUUGCGGGUGGAACUAUGUGGACCGGCUGGAAUGAGACAUGCUAUAAGGAUCCGGCGAGUGGAAAGUAUUGCAAUGAUAUCAUUAGCAACUUCACGGUCGUCUCGAGCGUUGAGCUCAUGCCACGAGACGAGAUGUGUUCUUACUGCUACAAGACAAAACUGCAGAUGAUGCAAUCAAGCCCCUACUCGUAUUACAACCAGCACUACAAAAACAAUCUCGAAACCGUGGUCGAAAAAUGUGGAUUUGAUUCCAACACCACGAUUCCAGAAGGCCUCGGUACCGCUGAGCCGGAAGACGAUGUGCUUUGUCCCGCCGGCAGCACAUAUACGACGAAAAGCGGCGAUACUUGCACGUCCAUUGCGCUUGACUACUCCCUCUCAUCCGCAGCUCUUUACAUGGGCAAUCAAGAUCUCAUCCGGGAUUGUGAUCAAGUCGUUGUUGGGAAAGAGUUGUGUCUCCCGCUCUCAUGCGCGCACACCUAUGUUUUGAAACCUAAUGACACUUGCCGCAGCAUUGAAGAAGCGAAUCAGGAAAUCUUGUUCGAUAAAAGCACCAAGAUCGUCACUGCUCUUCGUCAAUUCAACCCCUGGAUUGACACAUACUGCACCAAUCUUCACAGCACAGCUUGGGCUUACGGGAACGUGCUAUGCCUGGCUCCUCAAGCCGGAAACUUCGAGAACAUGGUUCCUGUCGAAACAUCAUACAACCCCUGGGGUACGGAGAGCUCUGGAUACGGUAUAUAUGCUGUUUUUGCUCCGCAAAAUGCGACGGUGGCAGCUGGGACCACAGAGCGUUGCGGAAGUUGGCAUGUGGCCACUGCUGGAGAAUCUUGCGCACAGAUUUGUGUACAAAACAAGAUCACGAGCAGUCUGUUCUUGGCAGUGAACCCUUCCUUGGAAUCGGCGACGUGUACGAAGCUUCUUGUGCCAGGAAGGGCGUACUGCGUUGCACCCAUGCGUGGAUGGGACUACACCCCGGAGGCAGAUUGA